Messenger RNA from Helianthus annuus (common sunflower), 1615 nucleotides. RefSeq names its product probable serine/threonine-protein kinase PBL28. The record is from RefSeq and is a predicted model, not a curated record. The transcript has 4 exons. Lineage: Eukaryota; Viridiplantae; Streptophyta; Magnoliopsida; Asterales; Asteraceae. The coding region runs from base 103 to 1536 and encodes 477 amino acids. Gene Ontology annotation, molecular function: ATP binding; carbohydrate binding; transmembrane receptor protein tyrosine kinase activity. Gene Ontology annotation, biological process: protein autophosphorylation. Gene Ontology annotation, cellular component: plasmodesma; plasma membrane.
UGAUAAGUUUUACUAGUUGGCUUGUUUCCUACAACCGUACGACUUUUUUUUAAUCAAAAUUUUGUAUCCUAAAUCAGUAAAUCACAAACCAAUUCACAUAUCAUGUCUCAUCUUCAAGAGCUAGACCACCUCAGAAUCCCAUUUGAUGACAUCAAAUCUGCCACCAACAACUUCUCUCACCAAAAUUUCCUCGGCCAAGGUGGAUUUGGGCGGGUCUACAAAGGUCAGCUCCCCUCCACCGACUCGAGUGAGCCAGGUACCACGGUGGCUGUAAAGCGGUUAGAUGUGAAGCUCGGUGGACAAGGAGAACAUGAGUUCCUAACCGAAAUUCUUAUGCUUGCUAGUUACAAACAUGACAAUCUUGUUUCUCUCAUUGGAUUCUCUGAAGACAGUAAUGAGAAAGUUCUAGUUUACAAAUACGAGGUUAAUGGAAGCCUCGACAAACAUCUGGCCUCCAUAGACCUCACAUGGGCGCAACGUUUGCGUAUUUGUCUUGGGGCGGCACAAGGACUCGAGUAUCUUCAUGAAGGUGUUGGAGCGGGGCACAGGGUGCUACAUCGUGAUAUUAAAAGCUCUAAUGUGUUGCUAGAUGCCUACUGGGAAGCUAAGAUUUCGGAUUUUGGAUUAUCUAAAAUAGGUCCAACUAAUCAACCAUUCACUUUUCUUGUCACUAAUGCUUGCGGCACGUUUGGCUAUCUUGAUCCACUAUAUCUAGCCACCGGAGUACUUACAAAAGAAUCUGAUGUGUAUUCUUUUGGAGUUGUAUUAUUUGAAGUCCUGUGUGGGAGACCUGCGAUGAUUGUGAAACACGAAGAUGAGCGUAGAUUUCUAUCUCAUCUGGUGAAACUUCAUCAAGAGAAGGGAACGCUACACCAAAUUAUAAUCCCCAAUCUACUCGAGCAAAUGAAGCCGUAUUCCUUAGAAGUGUUCUCCAAUAUUGCUUUUCAAUGCCUGAAUGAAGAUCGUAAACAACGCCCAACGAUGGGUUUAGUUGUCAAAGAGUUAGAAAAAGCUUUAGAACAUCAACUGGAUACGCGAUCAACCGCUUCAGACCCUCGAAUCCGUACACGAACGAGGUUAUGGGGAUCGGUGAUUGGUGGAUGGCCAUUCUUGUUCGAGCUUGAGAGCAAUCAAAAACUGAGGAAGAUCACGAUAGGUCACGACCGUUGGAUUCAUUCACUCAUGUUUACGGUGGAAGAUUCUGAUGGUUUGUUGCAUUCUUCUGAACAAUAUGGUGGGCUCAAUGACGCUAACAACAAGGGGGUUGAAAUUUCUAAGAUCCUCUUUGAAGCCGAUGAAGAGAUAAUCGGGAUAGCAGGAACUGUUGGGAGACGUUAUGGUCUUGAGUUAAUCACCACGUUGUCAUUUGUGACUAACAAAAGAACGUAUGGUCCUUUCGGAGAAAAGGACUAUAUUCGCCCAAGAAAAAAGGCACAGUUUUCAAGCUCAUGGGACUUGGGUUCGUUUCAUGGGUUCUAUGGUCGUUGUGGCUGGUACGUCGAAGCCCUUGGUUGUUAUUUGAAGACCAACAUUUGAAAGACUUUCUUAUAGAUGCAAAAUAGAUAUUUCUAGUAGAAACUAUUAUCUAUUGAUCGAUAAUGAUAACUUUAACCAA